GUUACUAAUCAUGAAUUCCAGGUGAUGUAAACCCCGUUUUAAUUUUUCCAUUUUGUCCUCUCGUAUCCAUUUAGAUCCAGACAAAAAAAACCGAGGCAUGGAUCAUACGCUUAAAAUCUUCAACUCCGAUGUCGUCAUCGUGAAGUCCCACACAUUCCUAUACAGUGGCAAUUUCGUCAAUUCGCUAAAAUUGCUUGCUCCAUCCUUCCCUUCCACUUGCACAAAAAAGCCAUCCACCUCCGCGUCAACAGCACGACGAGGAUCCGGCGGCCGCCAUUUACAAGCUUCAUACUCCGCCGAUCUAAACCCCAGCUACUCCUCCAACAUGGCACCUCCUACUUCAGAUGGUCUCAUUGACAGUCGCAUCGCCAGAAUCACAUCCGCCAUUCGUGUCAUCCCGGACUUUCCGAAGCCAGGGAUUUUGUUCCAGGAUAUAACGACGUUGUUGCUUGAUCCGGUGGCGUUUAAGGACACGAUCGAUCUGUUUGUCGAGAGGUAUAAAGACAAGGACAUCUCGGUUGUUGCUGGUGUUGAAGCAAGAGGUUUCAUAUUUGGUCCUCCAAUUGCAUUGGCCAUUGGUGCAAAAUUUGUCCCAAUGAGAAAACCAAACAAAUUACCUGGAGCGGUUAUAUCAGAGGAGUAUUCAUUGGAGUAUGGUACAGACAAAAUUGAGAUGCAUGUUGGAGCUGUACAAGAAGGAGAACGAGCUCUUGUAAUUGAUGAUUUAAUUGCAACUGGAGGAACCUUGUGUGCUGCCAUCAGUCUACUUGAGCGGGUUGGAGUCAAAGUCGUUGAGUGCGCAUGCGUCAUUGAAUUGCCUGAAUUGAAGGGUCGGGAGAGAUUAGGAGACAAGCCACUGUAUGUGCUCGUGAGUUGAAUUUGAUCUUUGAUUAUUUACUAAAAGCUUUGAUUGACCAGAGUACUGGUGCUAUGAUCCUAAGACUCAUGGGGAAUUUAAUAUGAUUUUAUCAAUGAGAGUUGUUUUGGUUGAUGAAACUUAAAUAAAAUGUUGAUUUAGGCUUUUGAUUGUUAAAACAGUUGGACUUAUAAUUUAUAUGCGGUAUGUUUUUUUUUUUUUGACACAUCUAUCUGUCUGAAAAGAACCAUUACAAUGUCUUUUGAACCAAUAAAGAUGAGAUGUAAAAAUCUGAAUUGGUUCAAUGGAUCGUUGGUUUAAGGUACUCUUAUGAAUUUAUAAGAGAGAUGACUAUGGAAAAAAAGAGCAGGGAAUUUAGAUCAUUUCUGAAUGAAUUAAAU
Lactuca saligna is the source of this 1257-nucleotide messenger RNA. NCBI's taxonomy places the organism in Eukaryota, Viridiplantae, Streptophyta, Magnoliopsida, Asterales, Asteraceae. The record is from the annotation of a GenBank genome assembly.